Caenorhabditis elegans is the source of this 429-nucleotide messenger RNA. Lineage: Eukaryota; Metazoa; Nematoda; Chromadorea; Rhabditida; Rhabditidae. The record is from the annotation of a RefSeq genome assembly.
ACCUGUGAGGUGUCGGCCCAUAAUAUUCUCUACUCCCCCUUCUUUUUUCACCGUAAAUCCAAAUUUCAGACUGUAUUUUCCAGCAAUGUCUGCUUGUCGAUACUUCUUUUCAUCAAAUUAUUCUUUCGGCAUUAAAUGCUUUCAAAGAAACAAACUAAUAAAAAUAACAACAAAUCUUCGAAAGCAAAUCGGCUCGUAUUACUCGACACGGGUACAGUCUUCUUAUUCGACUUUCUUCCAGUUUUCUGCGGCGGUAUGUGGCCUGACACGUUUUCCAUUGAAGUAAUUGGUCCGUUCGGAGUCGUAAUGAAAUCAAUAGGAUGCGCUAUUGAGUCUACUCUAGUUUCGACGCUUUUGAGAUUCGGAAAGCCGGAAAAACCGCAAAAAACAAGUGUCGUUGCGAUUGGACGGCUGAAAGUUUCCAAAUAG